GAGUGCUUGUCUGGUUGCACAAAGCUCUGGGUUCAGGGUCAGCACCGCAUCAUCCCAGCACUCAGGAGAGGAGAUAAGAAGGUCAGGAAUUCAGUGUCGUCCCUGGCUACAUAGUGAUUGCAAAGGAUAUGACACUCUGAGAAACAAAAAGCAGCUGGCCAAGUAUUCAUCACUUGACCUACCUAAAUUGAUACUCAAAUCAAGGCAGUUUAGACAUUUACUUAGAAGAAAACAUUUUGGUUUGGGUUUUGAGCCCCAGGUGGUCUGGAGGUUACUAUGUGGACCGGGCUGGCCUCAGUCUUGAGAUAUCUGUCUGCCUCUGCCAAGUCCUGGGAUUAAAGGCAUGCGCCACCACGCCCGGCUGUGAAAACAUUUCUUUUUAAGACUAUAAAAGAUCAAAAAUAGCAAAAAUCUCUCUGGUCCAGUAUUGAGUAUAUUUAACAGGUAACAUGAAAAGACCACCUAAGACUUUACAGUUUGUGCACGUUUGCAAGAUUGUUAUCUGUGCUGUUGAUAAAGCUUUACUGUUGUGCAAAUAAUUUUUUGUGUUUGUGUUUUCAGAUCUGAAGGGAUAAAAUAACUCAUCUCUAAAAGAGUAUUCCCUAGCAUUUGAAAUGCUUUUUAUGUAGAACAGUAGUAAAAAUGGAAAAAGAGAAACUAAGUGAUGAUGGAAAACCAGACCCAGAAAAUCCUUUGGACUUUUCUGAACAGUUAAACCAACUUGAAUUGCUGGAAACCCAUGGGCACCUGAUUCCCACUGGCACUCAGAGUCUCUGGGUAGUCAAUUCCGAUGAGGACGAGGAGCAAGAUGAAAGGAACGAGGAAUGGUAUCAACUGCAGGAGAAGAAGAUGGAGAAUGAUCCUGGCAAAUUGCUGCUUUGGGCUGCUGAAAAGAAUCGGCUUGCUACAGUGCAGAGGCUGCUUUCUGAGAAGGCCACUCAAGUGAACACGAGGGAUGAGGAUGAGUACACCCCUCUUCAUCGAGCGGCCUACAAUGGACACCUGGACAUUGUCCGGGAGCUGGUAGCACAGGGGGCGGAUGUUCACGCAGUGACUGUCGAUGGCUGGACACCCCUGCACAGUGCUUGUAAGUGGAACAACACCAGAGUGGCCUCUUUCCUUCUGCAGCACGACUCAGACAUCAACGCUCAAACAAAAGGCCUCUUGACCCCUUUGCAUCUCGCUGCUGGGAACAGAGAUGGCAAGGACACCCUGGAGCUCCUCCUGAUGAACCGCUACAUCAAGCCGGGGCUGAAGAACAGCUCUGAGGAAACUGCAUUUGAUAUCGCCAGGAGGACCAGCAGCUAUUACUACCUCUUUGAAAUGGUGGAAGAUUGUACAAACUCUACACCUCCAUCUUAAUGGUUCUAGAAACUUCUUAGGCUUCUAAGUACCAGUGCCUCCUUUGUAUGCGAUAUAAAAUGUUUCCAUAAUACAGAGUCAACAUCAGAUGUCUCUACAGAAAUUCUGUUGUACUCAUCGCAGUGUUCUUACAAGUGACCUCCCGACCUCGAUGUCAGACGUAUUUGAAAGUGUUUGAAAGCAUCUUUAGUGAUUUCUAUGGUGUUUGUGGUUUUCAUCGCAAGUAACUUACGUAUACUUAAAAACUUGACACGGGUAGUUCAAAAACUAAGUCUAUUUUUGGUGCUGAUCCAAGAGAAAUGUAUUUUUCAAUAUCCCACAUCCUGGGUCUUUGUUGAGUGUUUACUAUACUGCCUGUAUUUUUCUAAACUAACCCCCGAUUUUCCAGUAUUCAGCACCUGGUGCAGUCAGCUUCCCACAUCAUCCCAGCAGCGUUAAACCAGAAACACUGACACAGAAAUAUUGAAAACCUAGAUGUUUUGUUUUUUAAGAUGUAGGCCAUUCUGAGGCAAGCUGUUAGCAGGGCGUUUAAACCUUGAUGUCUGACACUGCCUACCCGCCUACCCCAUCAUGCUUCUCACAAUCCUGUGGACAGUCCUACCUCACCCUGGUUAGCCAACAGGAUCCUUUUUGGGACCGGUCAGUGUCUUCACUUAGACAUGCACAGAACUACCUUGAUCCCCGUGAUGGUAAUGUAUCUGCCCUCUGAGUGGCUCCCUCGCCUCUUUGGUCACUACUGAGUAUAGACUCUUGAGUUCCUAGAAACAUUGACAUCCCAUACCUCCAAGCAGGGUCCUCCUCGUUCUCUACAAACUGUGACUAAGGGAAGGUGAGAAGUGGGGAGAUGAUUAUCCUAUGGGAUGAGAACACCAGGCUCAAGCUUUCUUACAGACAACUAAUAUGGACAGUGACCAAAAGCAUAAAUACAAAUAAAGUACAAGUUUUGACAAUGCA
Molecule: messenger RNA, 2316 nt
Organism: Nannospalax galili (Upper Galilee mountains blind mole rat)
Lineage: Eukaryota; Metazoa; Chordata; Mammalia; Rodentia; Spalacidae
Gene: Ankrd49
Product: ankyrin repeat domain 49
Exons: 2
Coding region: 643-1362 (239 amino acids)
Molecular function (GO): protein binding
Source: RefSeq, a predicted model, not a curated record